Messenger RNA from Hydra vulgaris (swiftwater hydra), 4245 nucleotides. RefSeq names its product putative autophagy-related protein 11. Lineage: Eukaryota; Metazoa; Cnidaria; Hydrozoa; Anthoathecata; Hydridae. The record is from RefSeq and is a predicted model, not a curated record.
CUGUCAAUCAAGUUGGAAAAAAAUAUAUGAAAGUUUAAAAAGUCAUCGAAAUUGAAGGCAAAAUGCAUUAAAAUACCAUAAACGAUGAAAGAAAAAUUUAAAGUAGGAAAUCGACUUUCCUGUAAAAUUGAGCAAGCGGCACAAAACUUUUUACUAUUGUCAUAUAAAUCGUCUGGUGUGUGUUAUAGAGGUGUUUUGAUUAAUGAAAACUGUUCCACUGUACAAAGAGAAAUUCCUGAUGGGUUUUUUCCUAAAAAAGCAUUGCUUAGUCAAGAGACUACAGAUAACUUAAUUCAUGAAAUAACACACCGUGACCUUGACACAACAUCAAAAAGUACGCGAAGUAAAAAACUGAAGCAAUCAUGCAUUGUACUCGAUGAUUAUGAUCUUGAUCCGCAACACACGUGUCAAAAAUCUCCAAUCGACUCGAUACGUGGACUAGUUGAAAGUAUCAAUUCCAGCAAAGAGCUUGCAUUGUUGCCAUUGUUUGUUCAAAAUAAGGAACCAAUAAAACCAAGUGUAGAGUCAAAGUGGCUAACUAGACGUAUUGAGCCAAAACCUUCUGUCAAAUUAGUACCUUUGAAAGCGCCAAGUAAAGUUGAGCCAAAAAGUGUUUCUGUUCGAAAAGAUAUCAAGUUGACAUUAAAUAAAAUAAAUGCAAAUAAAUUACCAUUAAUGCAAAUAACAAAAAUAAAGACUGGUGAAUUAAGUCAGUCUAGCGAAUCCAUUGACAACAUUUCUGAAAAAUCCCCUGAAAAUAUUCUAAAUAUUUCCACUGAGAAAAUUUUAAUAAACCAAAAAGUUAAAUCAGAUGCCAAAGUUUUUUCAGAAUUUGUUAAUACUACCCCUCAAAAUGAAGUACUAUCUGUGAAUACCCAUGAAGACUUUAAUAAACGUUCUCUUCAUAUUUUUGACAGCAAAAAGAAUUUGAUUAAUACUUAUCACAAUUCUCAAUUUGACUUGCGACUUAAUAAGGAUUGUAUAGUGAAUAAAUUAACAGAAGAAAGCAAAGCUACAUUUAGUCAAGCGAAUCCAAUAUCGAGUUCAAGUUUAGUUCAAACCUCUCAAAAAAAUUUUUCACCUCUCGGAUCUAACUCAAGAUUGUCUAAAGAUAAUUUCACAAUUGAUGUCUCCAAAAUUAAUGAAAUAAAAGGAAAAUCUUUGCCUAAAGUUGAUUCACCUAAAAAAGUUCCAAAAAUUGUAAUUACAAAAGGCAAACGCUUAGAACAAGUUUGCAGAGCAGUAGAAAAAAUUAACUUAGCUAAUACAAAAGCAAAGCGUCAACUUGAAAAAACUGAAAGUGAUCAUGAAUUAGAACCUCCGAAAAAAACAACUAGACAAGUGAAAAUUGUUGAUCGUGUUACACAUGCAGUAAAAGAAACCAGUACCAAUAUUCUGCAGUUAGACAAUAUUAAAGAUGAAAUCCCUGUCUCAAAGCUUUCUUUGAGUGCUGAUUACAAAGUUUUUCCAAAAGUAGGUAUAGAGUUAUCUGUCAUUAAAAAUCGUCACAAAAGUCAAAUGAAGAGAUAUUUACUUUCGAGAAAAAAUGGAGUUCAACACAAGGAACAUUCAAUACAAACUCAAAUAGGCGAAGAUGACAAUGCAGAGAAAAUAAAAAGUAAUUCAGUUAACACCACACCAUCUAAAAAUAAAUCUAAACCUAAGCGCAUUGAUCCAAUCACAAUAGCAUUAAACAAUAUUCGUAAAUAUGAUUCAGUUCGUAAGUUAAGAGGAAAGAAUUUAAGAAGUACUUUCAAUUUAGAUGACGACAUUCUAAGUAAAAGAAAGAAACGGAGAAGUUUAAGAGCAUCAGCUAUUGCAAAACGCAAAGCUUUAGCUCAGAGCAUGAAGCCGUUAAAAAGCAAAGUUUCAGAUAGUUUCGCAGUUUCUGACGAAGCCAAUUCAAGCUCUUUAAAAUCUCCUAUAGAUUUAAAGGGUAAUGAUGCUAUUAGAAAAUUUAGUUUACGUAAAGUAAAUGAACGGAAUUUAAGAACUCUAAAGUGUAAAUCAAACGUUAAGUCCUUUUCCUUAGAUAUUCGAAAAUCUCACAAUCUAAAGGGAGUAGAAAAACCUCUAAGAAAUAUUAUAGGCUCUUCUAAGAAUCAAGAUUUAGAUAACGAUCGUUUAUCAAGCCUAAAUUGUAAACUCGAAAAAGACACAAAAGAUCAAAUAAAAUCGAGCAAACAAAAAAAUGAAAUCCAAAACCACUUGUUGUCUGACGUAAGUAUUUAUGAUGUAAUAUCCAACAAAGAGUUGUGUGUUACAGACAGUGCUACAGAAAAAAAAAGUGAUAAUUUGAAUGAUGUGCUGAGUUUAAGCAAUGCCUCUUCAAAGCAAAGUUUACUUUAUAACAAAGUUCAAAAGAAUGAUAUAUUGCCUGACGAAACUACGACAUAUUUGGAUGAUAAAUAUAAUACCAUAAAAAACUCUCUUGAAAAUGUUUCCGUUAAAAAUAGUAAAGUUAAUUUGUUUUUGGAUAAAGAUAAUCAUCACGAAGACCAGCAGAUUAAUGACCUCGACUUAUUUUGUCAUGAAACUGAUUUAUCCCCUGAACCUACUUUAAGCAAUGUUCCUCGUGUUAAAAAUAGACGUAAACCAGUAAAAGUAUUUAAGUCUUUACCUAAUCCUGCAGAAUCGGACAUUCUCAAAGAAAAUAAGGAAUCGAACUGCGAUGAAGCGCCUGAUAAGUAUAUUAAUAACACUGUGAAUCAAUUUGCUCUAUUUGUAGGUGAAACAAAAGAUUCCUCUAACAAAAUUGGUGUUAAAGAAGUUAAAGUGAGCAAGGAGAGUAAAGAUUCAAAAAAGGAUGUUUGUUAUGAUUACAGUGUAGAAAUAGAUUCUUUUAUUUCACCAAAACGUAAUUUAUUUAAACUCCGUCCUCGUUUAUUACCUAAUAUGAAAUUUCCACUCCAGCGUGUGUCUUCUGUAUUUGAAGUCGAUGUUGAAGAAGAAGAAAUUGAACUCAAUAAAUCCGCAACCAAAAAUUCCUCUGAUCAAAUUCAGAACGUGGCAUCUAAAAAUUUUGAAAGUGAUGUCGAAGAUGCAUCGAUUGAUGAUGUAUCAAAAUUUAUAGAAUUUAAUAACAAAAGCGAACAAAUUCCUGAAAAAAAAACUUUAUACCACCGAAUAGUUGAACAACAAAAAUUAUUAAAACCUUUAACUCGAAGUAAAGAAGAAAUUCGAAUUGGCGAUGUUGUAUGGGGUAGAUGUCACGGGUAUGGAUGGUGGCCCGGGCUUGUUAUUUCGCUAGAAGCAUGUGUUGAAUCAUCUUCUGAUAGAAAAGCGCAUGUUAAUUGGUUAAACUCUACCACUCAAUCAAAAAUGACUUGUAAAGAUUUGAAUCUGUUUAUUCCUCACUUUGAAAAGCAUUUUAAAAGAAAAUCUUCAAAAACUUUAAAAAUGGCCGUCAUUGAGGCGCAAAAAGCGUGUGAAGCAAAAUAUGGUAUUUUGUAAUGUAAUAACGUUAUUUCUUUAAUAAUUAUAAGUUUUAUAAAGACACAGAUUCACUUGAAGACUUUCGACUUAAUGACGUUUGAUUUCUCGAUAUCUAUCGAUAAAUCAAUACCAAUAUUUUUAACAUAAUUUAUUAAGCACAUGAAAUUUAUUUAUUAAGCAUAGCCGCAUGCGUAAUUAAAUUAUUUUAUGUUGUGAUUUUUAGUUUUAUCUUUUAACUGAAAAUUAAAUGAUUCUCCCUUUUACCGGUAAAACUGAUUUAUAAAGAAAAAAUCCUCUGUUAUUUUUUUAAUAAAAUGAUUGUAUAAUAAAAGCAGGUUUGUUUUAAAAUUUAUUACUUACAAGUAGUAGCUUUAUUAGCGUUAUUACAUAUAAGUCCACAUAGCAUAUAUAUUCUUAAAUAUAUAUUACUACUACAUAUGUUUAUUAUUUAACAUUCUAAAGAAAGGUCUUCAUUUUUUUUGGUGGUCCAAGGCCCGAUUCUGUACUGUCUGGUGCACAAGGUUGAUGCUGCAUUGUCUGGUGCACUUGAUGUUGAUGUGUAUUUAAUUUUUACUUCUCUUGUUAUGAAAAACGUUUUUCUUUUCCAGUACCAUUGUGUUUUUUCCCAAAAUGUACACCAGUUGUGUUAUAAAUGUUUAUCAAAAUUUUCUUUUUCAGUAGUAUUGUGUUUUUUCCCAAAAUGUACACUGUUUCAUAAAUGUUCAUCAAAAUUUUCUUUUUCAGUAGUAUUGUAUUUUUUUCCCAAAAUGUACACUGUUUCAUAAAUGUUCAUCAAAAUUUUCUUUUUCA